UCUUAUGACGACAAAAAGAAAAAAAAAAUGCGGUGGGCGGUGAAGUGGUCAUGGUGGGGGGUCAGUCAGCUGCACUUCAUUCCUGGAGGCGCAAAGCAGAGUUCAUUGCUGCGCUUGGUUGACAACGUCGUUUUUUUUCUUCCAUGCUCGCCUUUGGUCUUCUUCAAUGGGUAUGUUUGUCCUGUUGGUAUCGGGUUCCCGUUUCUUCGUUGCGGCCAUUGAACAUAGCACGGAGGGAGGUCGUCUUGUUACCUGCGAGAGAGAGCAGUCCAAUGUGUGGGGGUCAAAGAAACGAACAAAAGAAGGCGUGUGUGUAUGGGUGUGUGUUGGCACUCCUCGACAGAUUGCGCAACAACGAUGAAGGAGAGAUUUAGAGAGAGGGAAUGUGAUGGAGAGCGCAGAGAUUGUGAAAGUGGAUGUGAUGGAGAAGGAGGUUGUGAGUGUUUAUAAAAAGAGAAG
This is a messenger RNA of Gamsiella multidivaricata, 459 nucleotides long. RefSeq lists its product as uncharacterized. The record is from RefSeq and is a predicted model, not a curated record. The coding region runs from base 144 to 374 and encodes 76 amino acids. NCBI's taxonomy places the organism in Eukaryota, Fungi, Mortierellomycota, Mortierellomycetes, Mortierellales, Mortierellaceae. The transcript has a single exon.